AAGUUGAACAGCAAUGAAUCCAGUCAUACUUUACGCAUUUCUUGUGUUGCUGAUAUGCUGCCAAGCCUAUGCAGGCAAAUUUUAUACAACACAAGACAGGACCAAGUUGUAUUAUAUUGAGAGUGAUAAAAAGUUCAAUUGGUAUGAAGCUCAAAGACAGUGCUCUAUGCAAAAUAUGUCCCUUAUCACCUUGGAUUCUGCGAAGCGGUCCCAACAGUUUACCCGUUUAUGCGUUGCUGAAUUUUAUUACAACUUUCCUAACUCUUGGAUAGGAGGUCAUGGAAAACGUGAUGGCACUUACGCCUGGAUAUCCACCGGCUAUAAUUUCAACUACAAUCGCUGGCAAAAGCAUCAACCCAGUGGUGAAGGUGAAGGGAAGUGUGUGAUUAUCCUCAGCAACACCCAUGAGUGGGCUAGUGAAGACUGUUCUCAGUUGAGAGGAUUUGUGUGUGAAAGUUUGCCCAUAUUGUGGGAGACAAGCAGGGCCAUGGAUAAAUUAAAAUCGACCCUGGAAACCCAAAAAGAGGAAGUUGAAUCCAUUAGUAACAAAACAUUGCACAUAACAAAACAUUUACAGAUGAAAGACAAGGAAAUCGAGGAACUUAAUAAGACAUACGAAUCGAAUAAGAAGAAACUAAUCGAGUUUGAAUGCCAAAAAGGGUCAUACCAAUCCACCGAAGAGAAGAUAAGAAACACGGAAACGGAAAUAGACAGACUUCAAAACUCCAACAAAGAUCAAAGCAGGCUAUUGCAAGCUUUGCAGGUGGAAAUAGACAGACUUACAAAAGUACAAGAGCUUGAAAAGAAGACAGGAAAUAAGGAAUUUGAUGAGAUAAUGGCUUUUGUGAAGGAGGCAUUGGAGAAGCAGAAACAUUUGCUAUAG
Messenger RNA from Stomoxys calcitrans (stable fly), 883 nucleotides. Its product is annotated as lectin subunit alpha-like. The record is from RefSeq and is a predicted model, not a curated record. The coding region runs from base 14 to 883 and encodes 289 amino acids. The transcript has 3 exons. NCBI's taxonomy places the organism in Eukaryota, Metazoa, Arthropoda, Insecta, Diptera, Muscidae.